AGUCCAAGGUUUGGUCGUAACAUUGUUGCGCGUAGAAAGCUUUGCUAGCGUUGCUUUUACUGGGAGCAAGGGUCGGUUUAUGCGUAUUACGCUUACUUGCACGUCCCGUUACAACGACGUGGUAGGGAGUAUACUAUAGGGGUGUUUGGUACGGUUCUAAAUCAUUCUUUCAGCUAGUCUAAUUUAAGCGUUUCCAGUUAGUGCCCGACAGCGCGAUCGAAUAGAAAGCAGCCGGCAAUGUUGCACGUCGCGCUUUGUUGACGCUCGUCACGGGGAACAAAGGCCUGCCAGACACGUACACUAUCCAGUCCGAAGCGAUUCGGCGAAAGGAAACAUCCGAAGGAAGGUCUCCUUUACGACCCGAGGGCAUUUAUAGACGGGUAAGAUGAGGCGUGCCGCCGUACUCCAUAUGGUGUAAACGCCUCCUGCUUCAUUCCUUCAUUUCUCCGAGAGCUUCCAGUCUCGCCAGUUGGCAAUGUUUACAGGGGCGUUACGCUGAUGCUGAAGCGCAGAAGAAGUCAUGCAGUUGGCACUUUCACCUCUUCUCCUCGUGCUUUCUGCAGGAACUGUGUUCCGGGCGUGCGCCAAUGUCGCUCCCGAGGACGCCGAGUUCGAAGACGUCGAGUUGAGCGACGUUGAAAUUGAAGAUAUCAACGCCGCGCUCAAGAGGUUUCACUACACAAGGUUGCUCAGCAAUGCCGCCAUCGAGGCCGAACUCGUCUUCCCGAAGGUGAACGGUUCGUUUCCUAUGUCUGGGAACGUCAGUCACCUCCGGCCUCAGGCUCCCGAUCGCGUCAACCCCCGGUUUCUGGUGCACACGAACCGCAACGGGGAUGGCGAGAGUCCGACACUCCUGCUCGAAGUGGGCUACGACGGCGACAUGGACGCCAUCGCCGAACUCUUGGACGUGAAAGAGAAGCUGUACAUCCUGGUGCACGGGUUCCGCAGCAAGGCGAGGGCUAGAUGGAUGCAGCGUAUCAAGAAUGAGAUCCUGGCAGUGGAAAAUGCCACCGUCAUCCUGGUGGACUGGAGCCAGGGCUCUGGGGGCAAGAACUACUCCGUGGCAGCUGGCAACACUCGUCUGGUGGCACGCGUGGUGGCGAUGCUGCUUGAGCGCCUGGUGCGCGCCGGGGUGCUGCAGCUGGAGAACGUGCACUACAUCGGGCACAGCCUCGGGGCGCAAACUGCGGGCUUUCUGGGAGAAGACCUGCAGGAUAUGAUGGCUUCCAAGAUCGGCAGAAUCACCGGUCUCGAUCCGGCAGGACCUAUGUUCCAGUCCUUCGGCGUCCACCUGCGGCCUGAGCACGCCCACUUCGUAGACGUCAUCCACACGAGUAUGGGCAUGGGCUUCAACGUCUUCCGGGGCCGGAUGGGCAUCACCAUCGACUGUGGACACGUGGACUUCUACCCCAACGGCGGGAGGCGGCAGCCCGGAUGCAAAGCGCUUGGCAAGUUCGACUGUUCGCACGGCAGGGCGGCCCUGUACUACGCCAACUCGAUCCGCACCUGCAGCUACCCCUCCGUGCCGUGCUCAGACUACAAGACUUUCAAGGCCGGAUGGUGCUCGUCGUGUGGCAGGUCCUGUGGCUUCAUGGGCCACAACGCCAGCCCGCUCCUCAGGGGCAGGCAGUUCCUGCGCAUCUCGGCCGUCUCUCCUCACUGUGCGAGCGACAACAGUGGUCCUGCUUCGGCGGUGAUCGUGUGGACGUACGUGAUGAUGUCUGUCGUCUGCAGCUUGUUCUGCGCUGUCUGCUCGCCGUAGCACCCAGGGACAUCCUCUUUUCAUCCGCUGCAACGUCAUUCGUGUGGAAAAUACCAAGGCUGUGAGUGGUGGGGACGAGAAAUUGACGGCAAGGUUCUGUGUGGUGGUUGGUUGGUGACAAUGAGAAUGUUGUAUGUUUGUAGACACUACUGAAUAUACGAGUCAGCGGUGUUUGAAACGUU
Molecule: messenger RNA, 1944 nt
Organism: Ixodes scapularis (black-legged tick)
Lineage: Eukaryota; Metazoa; Arthropoda; Arachnida; Ixodida; Ixodidae
Product: pancreatic lipase-related protein 2
Exons: 8
Coding region: 521-1762 (413 amino acids)
Biological process (GO): lipid metabolic process
Molecular function (GO): lipase activity
Source: RefSeq, a predicted model, not a curated record